Cynoglossus semilaevis (tongue sole) is the source of this 2157-nucleotide messenger RNA. RefSeq names its product phosphatidylinositol-specific phospholipase C, X domain containing 1, tandem duplicate 1 (gene plcxd1.1). The transcript has 6 exons. The coding region runs from base 636 to 1559 and encodes 307 amino acids. NCBI's taxonomy places the organism in Eukaryota, Metazoa, Chordata, Actinopteri, Pleuronectiformes, Cynoglossidae. Gene Ontology annotation, molecular function: phosphoric diester hydrolase activity. The record is from RefSeq and is a predicted model, not a curated record. Gene Ontology annotation, biological process: lipid metabolic process.
UCUGUGCACAUAUAUUAGCAAUUUAUAUAUAAAGAUGGUAGAUAAAAGAUGGAUCACAAAUCUAUAUAAAAUAGUAAUGUAUAUUAAAGAUGCAAUAGAUAUAUAUAUAUGAGAUCAUUUGUUAACAGAAAAUAUAUAACUACCUAUAGAUUGCCUGAUGGUGGAGAGCAGAACUGUUCCUUUAAGAACAGUUCAGUGAUCAGCUGCUCAUGCUGUAGUCUCCGCCUUAUCCUGUUGUCUUCACAGUCCUCGGUCCUGCUGCUGCUCCUCACAGUCCUCCUUCUGCUGAUCUUUAUCUGCAUUUGAGAUGAAAGUAGAGUGUAAAGAAUGACCAUGGGGGGCGCUACUGCUGCUGCACACACCAACUCAGCUCUGGUUCAGAUUCUUUCAGUGUAAGUUGAGGAACGUUCUGUUCAGGUAACUGAUAUCAUCACAAUGACACUACCUGCUUGUGUGUGCUUUGGUGAUGUUCCAUGAUUCAAAUGUUUCAAUGAUCUAAGCUAAUAUUUCCAGGAGUGUAACAUUUUGCUACUUCUUGGCUAACAGUUAGCUGUUGUUCGGCUAAAUGUAUUUUCAGUGGGUUAAAUGUGUAUGUUGUGGUUUUGUAUGGCUCAGUGUAUAAAAAAAACCCCAAGAUGGAUGUGUGGAUGAGUCUCCUCCCACCUCCCCUAUGGGACACGCCCCUUUUCAACUUGGCAAUUCCAGGAAGUCACAACAGCGCCACCUACAGUCUGGACCUGGACCACAGUUCGCCUGUGGACCUCACUCAACCAGACCUGCUACAGAAGCUUGACAAGUAUCUGAAACCAGUCAUCAGACCAUUUGUCUAUAAAUGGGCCGUAGCACAGGAGUUAACCAUGGCACAGCAGCUGGACUCUGGGGUCAGAUACUUUGACCUUAGGGUUGCUCACAGACCCAACGACAUGACCUCUGACCUCUACUUUUACCACGGUGUUUACACCAUAGUCACUGUUCAGACCGUUCUGAUGGAGAUCUGUCAGUGGUUGGACCUUCAUCCCACAGAGGUUCUCAUCCUGUCCUUCAGCCACUUCCUGUGUCUCAGUCCAGAACUUCACUGUCUGCUCAUCAGCACCAUCUGCAGGAUUUUCACCCACAAACUCUGUCCAACCACGGCGCCGUUGACUCUGCGGAGCCUCUGGUCCCACAGGUUCCAGGUCAUCGUCUCAUACCAACACGGCCUGGCCUCUGGACACAGCCAUCUGUGGACGCACAUCCCCUACUGGUGGGCCAAUAAGAGCCGAGCUGAUCAUCUCAUCCAGGAGUUGGAGCUUCGAAAGCAGCAGGGACGACCAGGAGGGUUCUUUGUGACGGGGAUGAACCUGACGGUGGACCUGAAGUACAUCUGCUCUCACCCCACUCAGUCUCUAAAGGACCUGGUCAUGUCCACCUACCCCACAAUGCUGGGCUGGAUUCAGGACCAAAGCCCUGGGUCUGGGCCCGACUCACUGAACAUCAUCGCAGGCGACUUUGUGUCAGAGUGGAACCUGAGCUCAGCUGUGAUUGGUCUGAACCACAAGCUGCUCACAGCAGAAGUUUGAACUACAAACCCAAACCAAUUAGAGUUGAGGUGCAGAUGGAUGUCAUCAAUCAAAGUUUAAGGGGAGUGUAUAAUUUUGUUAUUGUGCGACAUAGAUGUCCCCUGCUGGCUGUAAAACCACAGCCACCAUGAAAAAGUGGACUUCACAAAAAACAAGUAUGAAUAUAAUAUAAUAUAUAUAUUAUAUAAGUAUAAAUGAAGAAAAUACCAGUUCAGAUAUUUCCUGUUAGCCUUUAACUUUUAGUCUAAAAUCAUUUUUAUAGUUUGAGCUGCUCUUUGGGGGCAGCUAGCAUCUACUGCAGUCUCUCUGAAACAGCAGUGGAAUAUUAAGAUCAAAGGUCGAAAUGUGUUGUUUCAUAGUUCAAAGACUUUUCAACACAAUGAAACAAACACUUUAGCUUUAUUGAUCUGAACUAGUUUUAGCCCCCCACCCACCCACCCACAGACACACCUGCAGUUCAGAUGAGUGAGAUCUGAUGGAUUGAACCUUGGGUGGAGGGUGUGGGGGAGGUUAGACUCUGAACAGUGUCUUCUUUUUCACAAAUGUUUGACAAUAACAACCAACAACUGGAUCAACAUCACAGUUUUAAUGUAAACCA